Messenger RNA from Emericellopsis atlantica, 2961 nucleotides. RefSeq names its product SacI homology domain-containing protein. Gene Ontology annotation, molecular function: phosphatidylinositol-3,5-bisphosphate 5-phosphatase activity. The record is from RefSeq and is a predicted model, not a curated record. Lineage: Eukaryota; Fungi; Ascomycota; Sordariomycetes; Hypocreales; Bionectriaceae. The coding region runs from base 1 to 2961 and encodes 986 amino acids. Gene Ontology annotation, biological process: phosphatidylinositol dephosphorylation. The transcript has a single exon. Gene Ontology annotation, cellular component: intracellular membrane-bounded organelle.
AUGGCGGAGCCCAUUCCUGCUUCUGUUGCCAGCCAGGUUUUCCCAGAGGACUUGCCGUUGCCCGCCGAGCCCGAACCAGCCCAAAGACCUCCAGAGGCGCCAGUCUUCCCUUCUCUCCAACACAAUGACCAGUCGAGCCGCGCUUCAUCCGAGGCGCCUCUCGUGUCGACACGUCUCGGAGAGGCAGACAAUGAUGAUGAGGCUACUGUAGCGAAGCCCUUUGUGCGAACCGCCAGCCCAGAUUCCGGUGCACCCAGGGCCCAUACUGCGAUGCCCGACAAGGACGACAAAACGCCAGAUCGACUUGCCUACAAAAUGCACAAAUUCAAUCUGUACGAGACAGCGAGCCGAUACUACAUAGUGGGCGUGGACGUGAGCGAGAAGUGGUAUCGCAUUCUCAAGAUCGACUGUACGGGCGACGGAUCCGAACUGAGCAUGACGGACGACAAGAUUGUGUACAGCCUCAAGCAAAUGAACCAGCUUUUGGACACCAUCGAUCACGGGAACAGGGGCACGGGUGGUAUCAAGUUGCGGUGCACCACAUGGGGCUUGCUGGGAUUCAUCAAGUUCACCGGACCCUACUACAUGCUCCUGAUCACCAAGAAAAGCACGGUGGCCAUGAUCGGUGGCCACUACAUCUACCAGAUUGAAGGCACCGAGCUGGUACCCCUCGUCCCUUCUCGCUUCAAGACGGACUCGCGAAAUACGGAAGAGCAGAGGUUCUUGGGCAUUCUCAACAACCUCGACCUCACGAGGUCCUUCUACUACAGUUACUCCUACGAUGUCACCGGGACCCUGCAGCAUAAUGUCACGCGCGAGCGUGAGAACCUUGCCAAAGGUCAGUUCACCGCCUCAGAGGACGACCUCAACUCCAUGUUCGUGUGGAAUGACUACCUCUUGCAGCCGGCGGUCAAAGCUUUGCGUGAUCCCUUUGACUGGUGUCGUCCCAUUAUCCAUGGCUACAUUGAUCAGGCAGCCCUCUCCAUCUAUGGCCGGACCGCUCAUAUCACCGUGAUUGCCAGAAGAUCCCGCUACUUUGCUGGUGCGCGGUUCCUCAAGCGUGGAGCGAAUGACCUGGGCUACGUUGCCAACGAUGUCGAGACGGAGCAAAUCGUAGCUGAAUCGCUCACAACAUCCUUCCACGCGCCCGGGCCUCGGCUGUACUGUAGCCCGCAGUAUACUUCGUACGUACAACAUCGAGGGAGCAUACCAUUGUACUGGACGCAAGACAACACUGGUGUCACUCCGAGACCUCCAAUCGAAGUCAACCUGGUCGACCCUUUCUAUUCUGCGGCGGCACUGCACUUUGACAACCUCUUUGAGCGCUAUGGCGCUCCUGUCUAUGUCGUUAAUCUCAUCAAGUCCAAGGAAAGGCAGCCUCGCGAGUCGAAGCUUCUGGACGAGUACACGGACGCCAUCAACUAUCUGAAUCAGUUCCUUCCUGUAGACAAGAAGAUCAUACACAAGGCUUGGGACAUGAGUCGGGCAUCCAAGGUUCGGGGCGGGGACGUCAUCGGGAACCUUGAGGUCAUUGCGGAAUCCGUUCUCAAAACGACCGGCUUCUUCCAGAACGGUGAUGGCGAGACGAGCCCCAUGAGCGCCCAGAACGGCGUCGCACGAACAAAUUGUAUCGACUGUCUCGACCGCACGAAUGCCGCCCAGUUUGUCAUAGGCAAGCGCGCGCUAGGCCACCAGCUUCAUGCCCUGGGCAUCAUCGAAGACGUCACGGUCGAGUACGACACCGACGCCGUCAACCUAUUCACGCACAUGUGGCACGAUCAUGGCGACACCAUCGCCGUCCAGUACGGUGGCUCACAGCUCGUGAACACGAUGGAGACGUAUCGGAAGAUCAACCAGUGGACAAGCCAUUCACGCGACAUGAUUGAGAGCUUCAAGCGAUAUUACAACAACUCCUUCUUGGAUAGCCAGCGCCAAGAGGCGUACAACCUGUUCCUCGGCAACUACAUCUUUGCCCACGGACAGCCAAUGCUGUGGGAUCUCGCCACGGACUACUACCUCCAUCAUGCCAACCCGAGGGACUGGUCCAACAAGGCAGGUAAAGGGUAUAUAAACUGGUACACGCCCGAGUUCCUCGCGGAAAGAAAGCUGCCGCCACUGGUCCCGCUCAGUCGGUCAAUACGUGCGCGUCCAGUCGAGUUCUUUGACGACUACUGGCUCGAAUACUAUCGCCCAUCCACCCUAUCGUCCUUCCCCAAGAUGUUUGCGUACAAGAUGAACUCGACCAUCAAGUACAUCCCAUUCAAAUCGACGCAGGACGGUCGAUACGAUCUCAGCCCUUUCCGAGUCCGCACCGAUGCCGAUACGCACGCUGAAAGCAAAAAGCACCGCAGAGGUGUCUCGCUGAUCUCGCAGGCAGGCUCGCCGCUGUAUCAGCAGGAAGGAGUCGACGAUGACACCGCCUCCAUUGCGUCCGGCCAGACCGCAUCAAGAGGUAUCCAGCGCUGGCUGCAGAUGCCCGCUCCGCAGGGCAGAGCCCCUCAUCCAUUCCACAGAGCAGCGUUCCCUCCGACGCAGAUUGAAGAGGCGGCGCCAGAGAGGAAGAACUCGACCAUGCCAGAGAAGAGCGAAAAGUCCAAAAGCGCACAGUGGACCUUCCAGAAGGCUGUCAUCGAGUCGCUGAACCCCACCGUGGAGGAGCAUGAGGAGGCAGACUAUGUCCAGUACAUCCAGCACCCGCAGCAAAUGCCACUCGUCACGUCCACAGACACACCAGUCGACGUCGACGCUUCUGAAUACCAGGAGUACGUAUCGGGAGACUGGCAGGCCGAGGGGCUCAUGGUGACGGGCGACGAGGAAGAGAUUGCGCUGUACGCGGAGAUGCUCAAAGUCGGCGAGAACCCCCUCACCGUGACGGAAGAGGACGGGCCCAAGAAGCGGUACAAGGCCUAUCGAAAGUGGCUCCGGGGCAAGUCGUUCUUCAAGCAGCAGCCGCUGGACUGA